AUGGAGAAGCGCGGAGGCUUAGACCUCGGAGCGCGCGAGGGGAGAGGAGAGGAGGGGCCGGGGGAGGACGCCCGCCGCCCCCGCUGCGAACCUCGGCGUCCGGAGCGCGCCGCGCCGGGGACCGGGUCUCUGGGCUCAACCCGAGGAGGUGGCGACCCUGAAGAGACAGCAGAAAACCAGCCGCUUGGAAAACUGCCCGAAUUCUUGUUCUCUGCCCAUCCAGGCUCCGGGUCUCCGCUGCGCCCACUGAGCGAGUCGCGGCCCCUCGCCACAAGUGUACCCCGCUGUUUUCUGAGGUCAGGGACAAGAGUGAGGCAGGAGGCUCUCGGCCCGGGUGCAGGGGUGUCCGGGCACCGCUGUUCAGCGCCCUGA
This is a messenger RNA of Physeter macrocephalus (sperm whale), 372 nucleotides long. RefSeq lists its product as uncharacterized. The record is from RefSeq and is a predicted model, not a curated record. NCBI's taxonomy places the organism in Eukaryota, Metazoa, Chordata, Mammalia, Artiodactyla, Physeteridae.